AUGAAGUCUCUUGCAGCUGUGGCCGUGCUUGCAGGCCUUGUUCGCUCAGUACUCGCACAAAGUGUGUCUGGCGCCGCGGAGGGGUUUGCUACGGGGAUCACUGGUGGAGGCAACGCAACGCCAGUGUAUCCGAAUGAUAUCGACGAGCUUGUGUCGCUUCUCGGGUCGUCAGAGGCUCAGGUUAUCGUACUCUCGAAAACAUACGACUUCACGAAAUCCGAAGGGACCACCACAGAGGCUGGAUGUGCACCAUACGGAACAGGGGCCGGAUGUCAGCUGGCUAUCAACGCCAACGACUGGUGCGGCUCAACAACGGCAGCGACCGUGACAUAUGACAAUGCCGCCAUAGAGGGCAUCACAGUGGCGUCGAAUAAGACCUUAAUUGGAGUGGGAAGCAGUGGUAUUAUCAAAGGAAAAGGUUUAAGAAUGACUAAUGGUGUCUCCAAUAUCAUUGUCCAAAACGUUCACAUUACGGAUCUGAAUCCUCAAUAUGUAUGGGGUGGUGACGCUUUCACUUUCGCCGAGUCGGACUUGAUCUGGAUUGAUCAUUGUACACACUACGUCUUUGGCCAAAAGCCGAGUGGUCGCAUAACUUUGUCUAACAACUUCAUCGAUGGCGCCACUAGCUGGUCGGCCGGGUGUGAUGGAUACCACUACUGGACCAUCGAGCUUGUUGGCACAGAGGAUCAAAUUACUUUCCAAAACAACUACAUCUGGUCAACGUCUGGGCGUGGCCCAGCACUCAGUGGCAGCACUCUGUUCCACGCAGUGAACAGCGUCUGGUCCAACAUCAGCGGCCAUGCUAUCGAGGGUGAUACAAACGGGCAGGGCCUCUUCGAAGGCUGUGUGUUUGACGAUGUCGAAACCAUCGUUGUCGACGACUUCAAGGGGCAUCUGUUCAGUUCUCCCGACGACACGACCAACCAGCAGUGCGAGUCUGCACUUGGCAGAGCCUGUGUUUCGAACAUCUACAGCAACUCGGGCACCUUUGAUAGCUCAGACACGGAGUUCUUCGCCAACUUCACCGGUCUGUCAGUCGCAACUGCAGUGUCUGCUAGUGAAGCUCAGAGCAAGGUCCCUGCCUCUGCUGGAUUUGGGAAGUUGUCGAGCAGCAGCAGGACCCAGAAGACCAAAUGCAAGAAUGAUUGGGUCGGCAGAGAUAACCUUCUGGAUGAUGCAAAACUGUCACUAUGCUGGGCUGAAGGCGGCCAUGGUGGUGCGCUCUCCAGGCUAUGUCUUCCACUGGACAAUGCGAUGGACCCUCAUGCUAUCGGAGCCUAUGAUCUCAUGUCACUUGAGGCUGCAGAUUAA
Messenger RNA from Neoarthrinium moseri, 1311 nucleotides. RefSeq lists its product as uncharacterized. The transcript has 5 exons. NCBI's taxonomy places the organism in Eukaryota, Fungi, Ascomycota, Sordariomycetes, Amphisphaeriales, Apiosporaceae. The record is from RefSeq and is a predicted model, not a curated record. Gene Ontology annotation, molecular function: pectate lyase activity. Bases 1 to 1311 code for a protein of 436 amino acids.